This is a messenger RNA of Epinephelus lanceolatus (giant grouper), 4895 nucleotides long. It is a transcript of the gene fstl5, whose product is annotated as follistatin-like 5. Gene Ontology annotation, cellular component: extracellular region. NCBI's taxonomy places the organism in Eukaryota, Metazoa, Chordata, Actinopteri, Perciformes, Serranidae. Gene Ontology annotation, molecular function: calcium ion binding; protein binding. The record is from RefSeq and is a predicted model, not a curated record. Gene Ontology annotation, biological process: multicellular organism development; cell differentiation; regulation of BMP signaling pathway.
UAGUCAAGGACAGUUUGUGUUGGCACAGGAGCGCUUCACAUUCCGUCUGUCAGUCUGCCCUGCUUUUGUUGCAUAUACUGCCGACACUACGGGACAUCUGUGAUUGGUUCAUCCCUCCCUCUCCUCCCUCCCUCCCGCGUGAUUGUAUGUAAAUCCGGUCGGGACUGAGCCAGUAGGUGAGGUUGGGGCUGGUGGCUCCUGCCUCGGUGGCGCACACGAGACCCGAGAGCGGCCGAGGUGAGAUCGCUGCUGCGCCGUCAGAGCUGUCCACUGUGCCGUGGUGCUGAACUCCUCAUCCCGCUGCGCGCCUCCGUCCUCCAUCGGCUCUACUCUACACUGCUGAUAUUUUGGGAAAGGAUUAACAACCUCCCCUUUGGCCGCCUCUAGGUGCAAACUUCUCUUGAGGACAUCUCUGUGUCUACACAUCGGAAAUUACUCCACACACACACACACACACAAACACAGCAGCCGUGGAUUUGACCGGAGCUCGAGAUUAUUAUUAAUAAUAGUUUGUUGAGAAGUGCUGCUUCCUUCCGCUCCCCGCUAAUCUCGCUUGGAUUAUCCCCCUGGAUGGUUUACGUCUGGACACACAGGAAAAGACCAAUGAAGACAGCCAGAUGGUGGUCGGCGGCAAUUUUACUGAUGGGGCUCGCUGUGCUCGGCGCCAACGGGAGACCCAACAAGGAGGGAUUCAGGUCGCCGCUCUAUCGACCAGUCGUGAGAUUUCGACACAAGGAUGGCGUCCCUGAGAGCUUGAGGAUAAAGGGUUUUAUGGGACACAAUGGCUAUCCAAGUCCAUGUGAACACAAGUACUGUGGCUUGGGGCGUCACUGUGUGGCCAACCAUGAGACUGGCCAAGGGGAGUGUAAGUGCUUGGAUCACUGUAAACCACACUAUAAACCCGUGUGUGGUUCAGAUGGGAAGCUGUAUCAGAACCAUUGUGAGCUUCACCGGGCCUCCUGUCUCAGAGGACACAGGAUUACCAUCAUGCACAGUGAGGAGUGCUUCUACAAAGAUGAUAACUGCAGACUGAGUGACUACCGUCGGCUGAAAAACAAGAUUCUGGAUUUGCAUGACAAACGAUACAUGGGGUCUAACAUCCAUGGGGCCCACAAGGACAACAUGGCUGCCAGGAAGCAACUGGUUGAUAUGAUGUUCAAGCGCUUUGAUGCAGAUAACAAUGGUCAAAUAGAUGCCAGCGAGCUCUCACAGGUCAUCAAGCAUGAAGGUCUGUCCAAAGAUGUCUCUGAGUGCACAUUGUUCGACCUGCUGAAGUACAACGAUGUCAAUGACGACGAGCACCUGACAAAAGAGGAGUUUUACACAGCUUUGGAUGUGUACCUGCUCACCCUGCCAGAUGACCAGAAAGUUAGCGUCACCACGGUAACAGUUGGCCAGAGCGCCGUGUUGACGUGCGCUAUCACAGGGGAGCGGAGGCCUCCUAUACUGUGGAAGAGAAACCAUCAAUAUCUGAACUCCUUGAACCUGGAAGACAUCAAUGACUUUGGGGAUGAUGGCUCACUGUACAUCACCAAGGUGACCACGACCCACAUGGGCAACUACACCUGUCAUGCUGAUGGCUACGAGAAACUUUUUCAGAUUCACACUCUUCAAGUGAAUGUUCCUCCCGUCAUUCGAGUGUACCCAGAGAGCCAAGCCAGGGAGCCGGGCGUCACUGCCAGCCUGCGCUGCCACGCCGAGGGCAUCCCCAGCCCCCAGCUGGCCUGGCUGAAGAACGGCAUGGACAUCACAACCAAGCUGUCCAAACAACUCACCCUGCAAGCUAAUGGGAGCGAGGUGCACAUCAGCAACGUGCACUUUGAGGACACCGGCGCCUAUACCUGCAUUGCCAAAAAUGAUGCUGGCGUAGACGAGGACAUCUCUUCGCUAUUUGUGGAGGACUCAGCGCGCAAAACUUUGGCAAACAUUUUGUGGCGAGAAGAAGGGCUCGGCAUCGGCAACAUGUUCUACGUGUUCUAUGAAGACGGUAUUAAAGUCAUCCAGCCUGUGGCGUGUGAGAUACAACGACACAUUAAGCCCAGUGAGAAGCUGCUGGCUCUGAAGGAGGAGGUGUGCCCCACCUCACCAGGAGAGGAGGUUCAGAGGUGUGUGUGGUCAUCAGCGGUCAACAUCAAGGACAAGUUUAUUUAUGUGACACAGCCAACCUUGGAUCGAGUGCUCAUCGUCGACAUCCAGUCUCAGAAGGCUGUCCAGACGGUCAGCACCGACCCUUUUCCUGUGAAGCUUCACUAUGACAAAUCUCACGACCAGGUGUGGCUGCUCAGCUGGGGAGACAUGGAGAAGAACUUCCCCACUCUGCAGGUGAUCAAUCAGGCCAGUGGAAGAAUCUCCCACCACACCGUUCACACACAGCCAAUCGGCAGACGCUUCGACAGGGUGGACGACUUCUUCAUCCCCGCCUCCAGCCUCAUCAUUAACCACAUCAGAUUUGGGCUCAUCCUUCACCGAAAUGAGCCUGUCCUCCACAAAAUUGACCUGGAGACGACGUCCUAUGUGAAAAACAUCAGCUUACGGGAGUAUAACUGCAUCCCCAAAUCCGUAGCCUACACCCAUCUCGGCGGCUACUACUUUGUCAACUGCAGGCCAGACUCCACCGGUGCCACGCAGCCACAGCUCAUCUUAGACAGUGUAACAGAUAGUGUGAUUGGCCAAAACCGUGAUGUCACCGGUACUCCAUACGUCUCUCCAGAUGGCCACUACUUGGUCACUGUCGACGAUGGUGAUGGCCUGAUGAGGAUCCAGGUGAUCUCAGAGCGAGGAGAGAUCCAGGAGCCCUUUGAUAUACACACCAACCUCCACCUGUCAGAUCUGGCCUUCCAGCGCUCCUUCACAGAGGUCCACCAGUACAACGUGUUCGGCAGCUCCGGUCGUCAAACUGACGCUCUGUUUGUGGAGCUGAGCACCGGAAAAGUGAAGAUGAUCAAGAGCUUGAAAGAGGCCACCAAGCCAUUCGAGUGGCCGUGGAGCAGUAGGAACAGGGUAAUGGCAAGCAGCGGACUGUUCGGACAGUACCUCAUGACCCCGUCCAGAGAGUCCCUGUUCAUCCUGGACGGACGGCUCAACAAGCUCAACUGUGAGAUCACUGAUGUCCUCAAAGGCAAUGUGGUGGUGUGGGUCGGCGAGUCUUAGGUCAUAACGUCAAGACCCAAUGAGCUUUCUUUUCCUCAAAGGUACUGUUGCACUGAAUUCUGUUGCAGAUUUUUAAUUUUGUGGGAACACGAUAGUGAAAACCACAGAUUCAGAAACCAAAUUGACCAUUUGUAAGUCCACUGGAUGAGGGACUGUCAUCCACAAAAAAAAAAAAACAAGUGAGGGAGUAAUUGAUUGAUAUUGUCUUAAAGCCAAGUUUAAAUCAUGUCCCCCACUGGCUGGUUCAUGUUUAAGUCAACAUAAAGUUGCUUGCUGGUAAUCUUUUCAGGAAAAUUGGUAUGAAUCCAUAAAUAUGUGCAACUUUGCAUUAUUAUUCACAAUCGGUUGUAUUCAGUGUGUGGGAAUGCUGUAGAUAAUCUGAAACUAAUAUUUAAGUGAAUUGGCAGAAAUAGAUAUAAUAUAUAUAUUAACUGUAUAUGUCCGGAUUAACUCUUGUAAUUUAAGUUUACCCAUCCCAACUUUUUUCCUGUGCCUUCAAGGAAAAUUCCCCUCCAUCAGAGGAAUUAGCUUAAUUAUUCCCAGUGUGACUGCAGACUACACCUCCUCCUUUGACCCCUCCAUUUGUGGUGAGCGUGGUUCCUCACAAAUCUACCGCUCUCGUCUAUCCGUCCGUCCAACGCUGCUGAUUCAGUCUAAUUAAAACGAGCCCUUGCUGUGAUCCCAUCCUGUUUGAAGUGGAGACCAAGAGACUGAGUGGUUCAUUAUGGUUGUGCGCUCUGUAGCCUUUGAUCCAGAAUUAUAACCAGCGUUGGAAGGCUUUGAAUGAUCUCUAUAUUGUUUUUCUUUUUAGUCCAAAGCAGAAAAAUGAAAGUCAGUUGCAACGUUAGUUAAAUUGUACCAGCUUUAUACACGACACAUUGUGAGAUUUAACGUAUUUCAAAAUGUUCCUUAGCAAUGAGUCAAUAGAGCACUUGUGUGUGAAGAAAAUCAUAACUUUAAUAUCCCUGGACCAAAAAAGAAAUGAAAAACAUCUUAGAGUGUAAUAGAGUGAACCGCUGAAAAACAUGCAUUGUCUGCUCUGUUUGACAGCGUGUUUCAAGUGGAUGUUUUUAAUGUGAAGUAAUGAUGAGCUAGCACACUGGGGAGUGGGGUAGUUAUAUUGUGUAGAGGGUCAUUGAGGCUUUGAAUAUGACAAACAACUCUUUCUGAAUGCUCCUGCAGUAGACACGUAGCUGGCGAGUCAAUGAAACAGUUUCCUAGCUGGACACAUUUCUAUGCAUUUUCACCCUGGCACUCUAUGACUCUGUGUGAAUCACAAUGGGCAACUGUAUCUCAAAUUUAGUGAGGACUUUUGAUGUGUACAGAUUAUAUAGUCAUUCCGUCUUUCCUGUUAAAUCUUAAUCGUAUAUAUUUUGAUUUUAAUUUCUUUUCCCCAGCCACGUUAUUUUCAAACCUUUAAACCCGACUGUAUUGCUGAUGAUGACCUCUGACCUUUUCUCUCUAUUUAUGUUCUGUACAUAGCGGCUGACUGUGACUCCAUUAGUUUUCCAUUCAAUGUACAGAUUCACGCAGGUUCGGUUUAUAAUCAACACACUCCUUUUUAAGAAAUGAAAAUAAAACACAGCUGUCAUUAUCAAUAUCUUGUACCCCGAGCACAUUGUGAUCACAAACACCGCUUUCACCUCCAUAUAGCCAUGUCUUGUAUGUUCCUUCAUGUGAUUGUUAUUUAUAUAGAGAAAACACGCUUGUCAUUUUACCCAACAAUAAAAAAACUAGACCAUGAA